GAGACACAACCGAGAGAGACGGACGCAAAGACAGAACUAAGAGCAAGAGAGAAACCUGCACACAGACAGACAGACAGACAGACAGUUGGUCAGUCAGUCAGAGGACGGCGGCUCAGGUAUUGGAUGUUAUCUGACGUGACAUGGAGCCGCUGCCGUCCCUGCUGUCCACUCUGAAGACUGUGGAUCCUGGGACUCUGGAUCAGGAGUACAGUGUGGUGCGUUCACAGACCUCUGCACUAAAGAAAGAUCCCAGUUUCAGCACAGAGUCCGGAGCUCUGAAGGAAAACAUCAAGAAGAACAGAUACAAAGACAUUUUGCCAUAUGACCAGUCCCGCGUGGUGUUGUCUCUGCUGACCGCAGACUCUGACUCUGAUUACAUCAAUGCCAGCUUCAUCAAGGGGGUGUCAUCAGACAAACGGUACAUUGCCUCUCAGGGUCCCCUCAGCUCCACCCUGACUGACUUCUGGAGGAUGAUCUGGCAGUAUGAUGUCAAGGUGAUAGUCAUGGCCUGCAGGAAAGUAGAGAUGGGAAAGAAGAAGUGUGAGUGUUACUGGUCUGCACCUCAUCAGUCUGAUGCGUUUGGACCGUUCACUGUGCACAACCAGGGGGAGACACGUCCUAAUGAAGACGUGGUGGUCAGAGAGCUGUCUGUCUCAUACCAGCAGGUCAGCCGUUCAGUGACUCAGUAUCAGUUCCUGUCGUGGCCGGAUCAUGACGUUCCACACGAGGCUGCAGGAGUCCUGGACCUGCUGGAGAGAGUCAGGAACAGUCAGGGAACACACACCUCGCCUCUGCUGAUACACUGCAGCGCAGGCUGUGGGAGGACAGGAGUCAUCUGUGCUCUCGACUACAUCCAUGACCUGCUGGUUACCGAGCGGAUCAACACGACAGACUUCAGCAUCAUGCAGAUCGUCCUGGAGCUCCGGAGACAGAGACCGUCUGCAGUCCAAACCAAAGAGCAGUAUCAGUUCAUCUACACGGCGGCCACCUGCAUGUUGGAGCGAGUCCUGCAGUCAGCCGGCAGCUGUCAGCUCUACAACAACCUGUCGCAGCUGAAAACGCCUGAGAAGAAAACGACAAGAACACCUCUGUCCUCCUCCAAGAGAGCGUCACAGCAGGCUGACAUGAGCGACACGUACGCCGUGGUCAACAAGUCCAAACAUCCUCCCCCAUCAGACCCCGCCUACUCUGUUGCAGCCACGCCCAGAUCCAGCAGGUCGCUGCCUUCGACACAUCACUAUGACAACGAUGUUGCAGGAGCAUCAGCAGCGCCCGUCUACAGCACCGUCAGACCUCGAGCCAAACCUCAUAACCUCACGCUCUCUGCCAUGCCCAUCUAUGACACUGCAACACCAACCAAUCACAUGCUGGGGGAGAGGCCUCCGUCACUAAGCAACAAUGGAGACUAUCACCUGCUGCCAGCUGAUCAUGUUUCUCCUGCUGAUGAUGAUUAUGAAGAUUUCUCCUCUUCAGCCACAGACACGAGCGGCCUCUGCUCACCUGGAGGGAUUGGGUUCAACUGUCGUGUUCAGAAGCCCAGAGGACCCAGAGAUCCUCCAGCUGAGUGGAGCCGACUGGAGAGAUGAACUGGUUAAACUGGACUUUACUGGUAUACAGUGAGCUUUCAGUCUGGGAUGGAUCUGUGCUUUUAUUUUAUCAGGAACUGAUCUGAACUAAAGAGAGAUGAUGUACGGAAGCUGAGAAUCACCAAACUUUACCUUGAGAUCAUGAGUUAAUUAUUUUGUCAUCUCGAGAUAACUGCGCUCAUUUUCUCUUAUUUUACUCAGCACAUCAAAUGUGAGAAAUUACUGCUGGAAUAUGUGUAUUUCUUUGUCCCUUUUGGCCGCUCCGAGCACCCAUACUGUAGCACCAAGUCUAGCACGAUUUCAGGAAAACAAAAGUCCUUAUUCUCUAAAAUGAUCGUGUUAUCUGGAGAGAAGGAGCGCAGCAAUCUUGAGAUGACAAAAAUAUUAACUUGUGAUGUUGAGAAAACAAAAGUUGCUGUUUUGUGAUGAAUUAUUUCGUUAACUCUUGUGAAAAGCAUAAAUAAUUCUCAGUUUCCGUAGAGACGUAUGGUCAGGUAUGGUGAGGUUUUGUUGUGUGUGAUUUGUUGUUCUGUCUCGUUGCUGUUAAUCUGAUCGUCACUGAUCGGAUCAGUUUCCUGUAAAUAUCUCGUGUCUUCAUGUUCAACAUCUAUGCUCCAAUCUCUGUGUUAUAAAUGAUUUUAAAACUUUUGUUUCAA
This is a messenger RNA of Epinephelus fuscoguttatus (brown-marbled grouper), 2242 nucleotides long. It is a transcript of the gene ptpn18, whose product is annotated as protein tyrosine phosphatase non-receptor type 18. Gene Ontology annotation, cellular component: cytoplasm; nucleus. Gene Ontology annotation, biological process: peptidyl-tyrosine dephosphorylation. The transcript has 16 exons. Bases 141 to 1586 code for a protein of 481 amino acids. NCBI's taxonomy places the organism in Eukaryota, Metazoa, Chordata, Actinopteri, Perciformes, Serranidae. The record is from RefSeq and is a predicted model, not a curated record. Gene Ontology annotation, molecular function: non-membrane spanning protein tyrosine phosphatase activity.